This is a messenger RNA of Gasterosteus aculeatus aculeatus (three-spined stickleback), 2059 nucleotides long. RefSeq names its product coagulation factor II (thrombin) receptor (gene f2r). The record is from RefSeq and is a predicted model, not a curated record. Gene Ontology annotation, molecular function: thrombin-activated receptor activity. Gene Ontology annotation, biological process: positive regulation of Rho protein signal transduction; thrombin-activated receptor signaling pathway; positive regulation of blood coagulation. Gene Ontology annotation, cellular component: plasma membrane. NCBI's taxonomy places the organism in Eukaryota, Metazoa, Chordata, Actinopteri, Perciformes, Gasterosteidae.
UUUGAUGCUGGCACACAAAAACACUUCAACUCUUCAGACUGAUGAUUCCAACCCGCGAGUACAUGUUUCCUGUCUGCAGGAUACACGUUGAAGAAAUGAAGCCCCUUAAUAUUCUGGUGUCGGUGUUUUCCCUCCAGAGUUUAGCACUCGCCUCACAAAAUGGCUCAGUGUCCUUCCUUCGGACCUUCUCUGGUCACUUUAAAGCAGUCAGCGCUGGGCCUGUAGACUACGUUGACCUGUCGUUGGACAGUUUGACCGAUGACGAACGCUCCGGCUCCGAGUCGGCGGAGGAAUCGGCUAAAAGACACGGUCUGCACCGCGACCCCAAGAAGCACUUCUUUGUCUCUGAGGAAACCAAAGGUUUCCUUCAGGGUCGCCUGACAACGACCUUUGUCCCGACCGUUUACACUCUCGUCUUCAUUGUUGGCGUGCCCCUCAAUCUCGUCGCCGUGGUGAUGUUCAUGCAUCAAGUCCAUCCUAGAAAACCGGCGGCGAUUUACAUGCUGAACCUGGCCUGUGCUGACCUGCUGUUCGGCCUGCUCCUUCCCUUCAAGAUCGCCUACCAUUACCAUGGCAACGACUGGAUCUACGGCUGUUUCAUGUGCAGAGUUGUCACCGCGGCUUUCUACUGCAACAUGUAUUGCUCCGUGCUGCUGCUGACGUGUAUCAGCGUUGACCGUUUCCUGGCGGUCGUGUACCCCAUCGACUCCCUGACGUGGCGCAGCCCUCGGGCGGCUUCGGCGGCGUGUGCUGCCAUGUGGCUGUUGGCCCUCGGAGGAGCGUCGCCUCUCCUCGUCUCCGGGCAGACCGUCCAUUUGUCGGACUUGGGCAUUACCACCUGCCACGAUGUGCAGGAUUCGGAAAAGCUACGAGCUCACUAUCUUUACUUCUUCCCCAUCUAUUCCUCUGUCUUCUUCUUCGUGCCGCUGGCCUUCACUGGCGUCUGUUACGCCCGUAUUAUUCGGGCCCUGGCGGCAGCGAAGGCGGAGAAGCGGUUCAGGAAGACGCGAGCCGCGGUGAUGGCCGCGGCCGUGCUGGCCGUGUUCGUGGCGUGCUUCGCGCCGACCAACGUCAUCCUGAUGGUUCACUACGUUCAGCUGUCCCACAGGUCCAGCGACGGCUCCUACCAAGCCUACCUGCUGUCCACGUGCGUAGGAAGCCUGAGCUGCUGUCUGGACCCGGUCCUGUACUACUUUGCCUCCUCUCAGUGCCAGAAGCAGGUGGCAGAGCUGCUCAGGUGUCGCCGACGGGCACAAGCAAAGAGCAGCUCAGGAAUACGGAGCUCACAAGCAGGCGGGAAGAGAGACGUCAGCAGGUCAUGCAAGAUGGAGAGCAGCCACGGCGGCAGGCCGGUGGCGUCACCCGGGAUGCAUUUCUGAGACACUUUGAUAUUUAUUCUGUGGGUUCUGGUUUAAAGAGUUUAUGCCAAUAAUAAAAAUACUAGGUAUAUCCAGUGCCAUUUGAAUUCAAUUACCUGUUAUUUUGGUGUCACAAAAUAUACCCGACUGUAGUGUAAAUGGCACAUAACAUGUCAUUCUUUUAGAUGUUUGUUUCAUAGUCUUGUUUGUGUGUGGAGUCUUAAGAUAUACACAGUUAAUAAUAAAAGAGCUUUAAUCUGAAAAACAUUACAAGUUAUUGAAGAGAAUGUAAUUAUAAAUGUAUGUAUGCAAACUAACUCAACAUACAUAAUUCAAUCAAGGCAAAAAUUCUACAUUAUAACAUAUUUUCUACAAUACUUCUGUUGCUGUUUCUCCAUGUUUUGUAUUGCUGUUCACGGUGUUCUCUCUCUCUCAUCGGGGCAGAGCUCUGAAACAAAAUAUUAAAACAAAACGAAAAUAGAAAAUAUUUUCUCUCAGCAUUAUGGACAAUGUUGAAAGCAUUUCCAUUUCCUCACCAUGUGCAUUGCACUUCAUGAACUUUAAGCUGCGUAACGUGUCAUUGGAUGUAAAUGUAAACAUUUUACUUCACAAAUCUAUUGUAUGCCAAGUUAUGUGUGUGUUGCAGUUUGGAGUCACAGGGGCAGCUUUGCUUUUAGACAUUAAAGUUUGCUGCAGAUCAA